CUAAGGUUUAAAAGCCCGUUGUGCGUAAUACCGCCAAUCCGGAUAAAAUAUAAUAUACCAAAUGUUUUUAUAACCGGUUCGCAAAAUCCCAGGCUGGAAACCAACGGACAAACGGAUUGCAUUUCGACGAACGAAACACUAAAAGCGGUAUUCGGGUUUAAAUUUAAGGAAAACGAGGACGAAAACGCCGCGGUUAAGGAAUGGUAUUAUUAA
Molecule: messenger RNA, 213 nt
Organism: Pyricularia pennisetigena
Lineage: Eukaryota; Fungi; Ascomycota; Sordariomycetes; Magnaporthales; Pyriculariaceae
Exons: 2
Source: RefSeq, a predicted model, not a curated record